CCCUUUAAGAAACGCGUUUACUUCCUGCUCCUGCAUGUCAGAGCAAGCGCAGCAAGCAACGUUAAAUUGAACGUUUUGAAAUACGCAAAGAUACUGAGUGUAUAAAAAAAAAUAUACCCGGAGCGUGUCGCAGAGAUAUUUAAACUCGAAUUUGGUUGUAAUAUGAGCAAGGAUUAUGGCAGGAAGGAAAAGAAAGGUCCGAGAUUUGGUAGCGGCUGCGGCUACAGAUAAAGAGGCUGGAUUGACGUUGCGUAAAGAUCAGACUGAACCGAUUUGUGGAGCUUCUCCUGUCAAGCUGAAGAGUCAGCCAGGUCCGUGUGACUCUGUUCAAAGCCAUUAUUUCAACAACAGCGAGCCUGAUCAACGCAGACUGGAGCAGGAGUUUUUCAAUCAGCCUUGCAUCUGUUUGGCCAAAGCCUUUCUCGGCAAGGUGCUGGUCCGCCGGUGUGCAGAUGGCUCUGAGCUACGAGGGAGAAUAGUGGAAACUGAAGCCUAUCUUGGCGGGGAGGACAAAGCCUCACACUCAGCUGGGGGAAAACGCACUGAGAGGAACACGGCCAUGUUCAUGAAGCCGGGCACAAUCUAUGUGUAUCCAAUCUAUGGGAUCUACCUCUGCAUGAAUGUGUCCAGCGAAGGGGAGGGCGCUGCCGUGCUGCUGCGCUCUCUGGAGCCCCUGCAGGGCCAGUCUGCGAUGAGGGAGCAUCGAGCGGCGAGACGCAAAGAGGGAGCCCGUCAACUGAAGGACAAAGAGCUCUGCAACGGGCCGUCAAAGCUGUGCCAGGCUCUAAAUAUACCCCGCUGUUUUGACCGUAGAGACUUGGCCUCUGACCCGGAGGUGUGGCUGGAGGCCGAUCCGGACACAAGUCCCCCGAAACCCCAGGAUAUAGUUUCAGCUCCGCGCAUCGGCAUCGAGUCCCAUGGGGAAUGGGCCAAGAAACCAUGGCGCUUUUAUCUCCGUGGGCACCCCUGUGUUAGUGUUGUGAAUAAAGAGGCAGAGAGACGGUCUCUGUCUGGAAACGCAACAGACAGUUCAGAUCCAUGAGAUGUCCGGAGAACCUAAAGAGGAACUGGGGAGCUUUUUUUUUUUUUUUUUUUAGCUAGUUUUCUGUGUUCCCUUUUUAAUGUGAACAAUUUAGAGACAGUAAAAUCUUGUACACUUUGUCCUGCAUAGAUGAUACAUCCUACAUUAAAAUAAUUUUUGUCA
Molecule: messenger RNA, 1204 nt
Organism: Fundulus heteroclitus (mummichog)
Lineage: Eukaryota; Metazoa; Chordata; Actinopteri; Cyprinodontiformes; Fundulidae
Gene: mpg
Product: N-methylpurine DNA glycosylase
Exons: 3
Coding region: 176-1042 (288 amino acids)
Biological process (GO): base-excision repair
Molecular function (GO): alkylbase DNA N-glycosylase activity; DNA binding
Source: RefSeq, a predicted model, not a curated record